Molecule: messenger RNA, 3792 nt
Organism: Spodoptera exigua (beet armyworm)
Lineage: Eukaryota; Metazoa; Arthropoda; Insecta; Lepidoptera; Noctuidae
Source: the annotation of a GenBank genome assembly
AUGAAGAUCAAGAGGAGCCUAUGGCUUCUCUUUCUUUUGGCUGUGGGGGUCUUUGCUCGACCCGACAGCGCUGAGCUAUCGGCUACAUCAUCACAGUUCGCUGAGCUCCGUAGUGGCCGAGUAGCAGAUUUAUCUGCUGAAUCAGAUAUAACAUCUGACGAUGGUUUAGAGGACUCAGACUCCGAUGAAAGUCGUAUGUUCAACCCGAACGCGUUGGUGGCAUCCCCAGAGCGGCUCGACAAAUGUACCUCUCCGGGUGAUAUGUACUAUGAGAAGAGAGGUGGCAUCUGCAGCGUCUGCGCCUGCUUCGCUUCAUCAUAUGGGCUCAUGUACUCCAAGUGUGUGGCCUGUGACUUGUGCGUAGAUGUUAAAAUACUUCCAACACCAUUAUUCCCACCAGCACCAGUCGUAGACGUAUUACCACAACCACUGCCAGUAAUUCCGAUACCAGCUCCACUGCCACCUCUACCAGUUCCGAUACCGCAGCCACUGCCGCUACCAUGGCCUCGCGUAAGGCCACUGCCUCCAGCACCAGCACCUCAGCCUACACCCCAACCGAUACCACAACCUCCUGGUCCUCCAGCACCAAUACCCACACCUCAGGACCAACUGCUGUAUUGUCCACCCCCAAUGUUUGUUCCUGGACCUCCGCGCCCAUACCCCGUACCAGUACCAGUACCUGGUAAAAACAUAUUAGUGCCAGUGCCAGUACCUGUUCCAGUAACCGUUGAGAAGAGAGUUCCUGUUCCCUAUCCAGUCGACAGACCAUAUCCUGUACCACAACCACCUAAGAUUGUGCCAUAUAAGGUGAUUGAGCAAGUACCAGGACCUGAAGUUAAGGUACCAGUUCCAGUACCGUCUCCCCCGAUACCAGUGCCGUACCCAGUGAAUCACUACAUCCCAGUACCCGGCAAGGACAGACUAGUACCGGUGCCCGUACCCGUGCCAGUCAAAGUACCUGGAGCGACAAAAUUCUACCCAGUGCCCGUCAUCCUCUACGUAGCCCCUGAGUGCAGAAAUCACCAACCCCUGGUACCGUUCUACGACGCAUUUGAGCCGUGUGUAAUCCACGUAUGCAAGGUCGUCUACAACUACGUGUUCAUUGAAACCAGCCGUGUCAAGAACUGCGGUGGAAGCCCAAAAGAAUCGAGUUGGAGUACAGCUGACGCUUCAGCUAAUGCAAUAAACGCAGGUGGAUUACUACAUCCCAGUAGUGCCAGUGCAUCUGCUGAUGCUUUAGCUAUUACUGGAGGUUGGAACGGAAAUAUUUACUCAGGCUCAAACGCGAACGCCAAUGCUGUAGCAAAUACCGGCGCGCUGCUGAGUAGUGGACUAGAUUACUCUAAUGCUAAUGCUCAAGCAAUUGCUAAUGCCGGAUCUGGUUAUGGCGAUGGAUACAGUAUUGCCGACGCUCAAGCAGCAGCCAAUACUGCAUCAGGAUACGGAACUGGAUACAGCCUUGCUGAUGCCCAAGCAGUAGCCAACGCUGCAAAUGGUUACAACGGUGGUUACAGCCUAGCAGACGCUCAAGCUUCUGCUAAUACUGCCAACUAUUUGGGUCUAGGUGCAUCUAACGCUGCCGCCCAAGCCGCUGCCAAUGCCGCUUCUGGAUUAGGAGGAUACGGUGGUUACAGCGAUGCUAAUGCGGCUGCCCAGGCUAUUGCAAAUACUGCCGGCUAUGGCGGCUAUGGAGCAUCCAAUGCCGCAGCUCAAGCUUUGACUUCUUCUGGACUUUUAGGACCUGGCAGUUAUAGUGACGCAAAUGCUGCUGCUCAAGCUAUCACUAACUCUCUUGGCUAUUCUGCAUCCAAUGCUGCAGCUCAAGCCGCCGCAAAUGCCGCAUCUGGACUAGGAGGAUAUGGUGGUUACAGUGACGCUAAUGCUGCUGCCCAGGCUAUAGCAAACACUGCUGGCUAUGGCGGCUAUGGCGCUGCCAAUGCCGCAGCUCAAGCUGCUGCCAAUGCCGCAUCUGGACUAGGAGGAUAUGGCGGUUACAGUGACGCUAAUGCUGCUGCUCAAGCUAUCACUAACUCUUUAGGCUAUUCUGCGUCUAAUGCUGCAGCUGAAGCUGCUGCCAAUGCCGCAUCCGGACUAGGAGGAUAUGGUGGUUUCAGUGACGCUAAUGCUGCUGCCCAGGCUAUAGCAAACACUGCCGGCUAUGGCGGCUAUGGCGCAGCCAAUGCCGCAGCUCAAGCUGCUGCUAAUGCCGCAACUGGUCUAGGAGGAUAUGGCGGUUACAGUGACGCAAAUGCUGCUGCCCAGGCUAUAGCCAACACUGCUGGCUAUGGAGGCUAUGGUGCCUCCAACGCCGCUGCUGAAGCUAUUGCUAAUGCUGCAUCUGGACUAGGAGGAUAUGGCGGUUACAGUGACGCUAAUGCUGCUGCCCAGGCUAUAGCAAACACUGCUGGUUAUGGCGGAUAUGGAGCAUCCAAUGCCGCAGCUCAAGCUGCUGCCAAUGCCGCAUCUGGACUAGGAGGAUAUGGCGGUUACAGUGACGCAAAUGCUGCUGCCCAGGCUAUAGCAAACACUGCCGGCUAUGGCGGCUAUGGUGCCUCCAACGCCGCUGCUGAAGCUAUUGCUAAUGCUGCAUCUGGACUAGGAGGAUAUGGCGGUUACAGUGACGCUAAUGCUGCUGCCCAGGCUAUAGCAAACACUGCUGGUUAUGGCGGAUAUGGAGCAUCCAAUGCCGCAGCUCAAGCUGCUGCCAAUGCCGCGUCUGGACUAGGAGGAUAUGGUGGUUUCAGUGACGCUAAUGCUGCUGCCCAGGCUAUAGCAAACACUGCCGGCUAUGGCGGAUAUGGUGCCUCCAACGCAGCUGCUGAAGCUAUUGCUAAUGCUGCAUCGGGGCUAGGAGGAUAUGGUGGUUACAGUGACGCUAAUGCUGCUGCCCAGGCUAUAGCUAAUACUGCCGGCUAUGGCGGCUAUGGAGCAUCCAAUGCUGCAGCUCAAGCUGCUGCCAAUGCCGCAUCUGGACUAGGAGGAUAUGGCGGUUACAGUGACGCAAAUGCUGCUGCCCAGGCUAUAGCAAACACUGCCGGCUAUGGCGGCUAUGGAGCAUCCAACGCCGCAGCCGAAGCUGCUGCUAAUGCCGCAUCUGGACUCGGAGGAUAUGGCGGAUACAGUGACGCUAAUGCUGCUGCCCAGGCUUUAGCUAACACUGCUGGCUACGGCGGCUACGGUGCCUCCAAUGCCGCUGCUCUGGCUGCUGCUAAUGCUGCAUCUGGAUUAGGAGGAUAUGGCGGAUACAGUGAUGCUAAUGCUGCUGCACAGGCUUUAGCAAACACUGCUGGCUAUGGCGGCUAUGGUGCCUCCAACGCAGCUGCUGAAGCUAUUGCUAAUGCUGCAUCUGGAUUAGGAGGAUAUGGCGGUUACAGCGAUGCUAAUGCUGCAGCAUUAGCCGCAGCUAAUACUGGUGGAUACGUCGGCUUAAGAGACGCUGCUGCUGCAGCUGCAGCUGCUGCUGCGGCUGCAAAUGCUCAUGGUGGUUAUGGAGAUGCUGCUGCUGCCGCCGCUGCCGCUGCUGCUGCUGCUACAGUUGGCGAGCACGGUGGUUAUGGAGACGCUAGUGCUGCUGCCGCUGCUGCUGCUGCCGCUGCUCAGGCUGCUGGUGGUUAUGGCGGUUAUGGAAGUUCCAAUGCUAUCGCUCAGGCACUUGCUAACGCUGGUCUCAUUCGAAGUGGCGAACCAGAUGCUGGUUCUGAAUUAGCAGAUGAUUUAUCAGAAGACCUGGCAGCAUCCAGAAGAAAGCGAAAUGUUGAGCAACGCAAGCUCAGACUCAGAAUGAGAGCCUAA